Messenger RNA from Aspergillus oryzae RIB40, 1254 nucleotides. Its product is annotated as pepsin-like aspartic protease. Gene Ontology annotation, molecular function: aspartic-type endopeptidase activity. NCBI's taxonomy places the organism in Eukaryota, Fungi, Ascomycota, Eurotiomycetes, Eurotiales, Aspergillaceae. Gene Ontology annotation, biological process: proteolysis. The coding region runs from base 1 to 1254 and encodes 417 amino acids. The record is from RefSeq and is a predicted model, not a curated record. The transcript has 2 exons.
AUGCGUUUCUUACGAUGUCUUCUCGCUACAUCAUCUCUUUACGCUAGUGUCACGGCAUUUGUGCCCUACCACAUAGAGCUUGGUGAUCCUGUUACCGAUGCCGCUAGUGAUAAGCUACUGCGUCGUUUUUUCCCAUAUGAGUUGCCGUCAGAGGAUGUGAAGGAUGAACCGGAAUCAGCCACCGGGGAUGAUAUUUUAACCCUGGACAUCAAAAGGGCCGCCUUUCGCCGUGACAACAAUUUCAAGAUUAUGUUAUCAGAUGAUCCGACAUCACCCAAUACGGCCGCGCUCAACCAAGGCGGAAAUGACUAUACCUACUUUGCAGCGGUCAAAGUUGGCUCUCAAGGUCAGAAGAUGUGGAUGAUGCUGGACUCCGGUGGUGUCAAUACAUGGCUCUUCGGGUCGGACUGCACAACAAAUUCCUGCAAAUUGCACAACACAUUUGGUGAACACGCUUCGACAAGUCUCCUACUAACCAACAAGGAAUGGGGCGUGGGUUAUGGAACCGGGCAGGUUAGUGGCGUCCUCGGAAAUGAUACUUUCUCGAUUGCUGGUAUGGAUGUGCGCAUGUUGUUCGGACUGGCUUCCAAUGCGUCGGACCAGUUUCAGAAUUACCCCAUGGAUGGAAUUAUCGGCCUUGGCCGCGCUGAGGAGGGAUCGUACGGUCCCUCGUUCAUGGAAGCCGUCAUAGAGCAGAAAUCCCUCAAGUCAAACAUUGUCAGCUUCAGUCUCUCUCGCGCUGCCGACGGAGGGAAGGAUGGUGCUGUGACGUUUGGUGGCGUCGACAAGACUAAAUUUACCGGGAACAUUUCGUACACCGACGCUCUCAGCGGUAACAAUCGAUGGACCAUCCCUCUGGACGAUGCCAGCGUGGAUGGCAAUGCCUGCAACUUCGUCAACAAAACGGCCAUCAUCGACACCGGCACAUCCUACGCUCUGAUCCCACCGAAGGAUGCAGCCGCAUUGCAUAAGUUGAUUCCAGGCUCCAGUGCCUCGGGGGACGAAAACUUCGUUAUUCCCUGCAAUUCCACUGCCAAAGUUGAACUUACUUUUUCGGGCAAGAGUUAUACAAUUUCUCCCAAGGAUUAUGUCGGUUCGAAGUACGGGUCGGGUUGUGUUUCGACGAUCAUCGGCCACCAGAUGUUCGGUGACAACGAAUGGCUUGUGGGCGAUGUCUUCCUCAAGAACGUGUAUACGGUGUUUGACUUCGACCAAGACCGCGUCGGGUUUGCGACACCAACUGUUACAUAUUAA